This is a messenger RNA of Amphimedon queenslandica, 2013 nucleotides long. RefSeq lists its product as uncharacterized. The record is from RefSeq and is a predicted model, not a curated record. Bases 104 to 1915 code for a protein of 603 amino acids. NCBI's taxonomy places the organism in Eukaryota, Metazoa, Porifera, Demospongiae, Haplosclerida, Niphatidae. Gene Ontology annotation, biological process: cell-matrix adhesion. The transcript is spliced from 9 exons.
GAAGUUAUGUGUAAUUAACUAACACAGGAUGUUUAAACUAUUACAUAAGACAAGAAUAUUUUUAAAACACCAAUAUAACAACACAGUAUACCAGCAGUGAAAGAUGAUGAUAGUGUUUGUGAUACUUAUCUACUUCAAUGGUCUCCUUGUUAGCUCUGAGAGUAACUACCUUCCCUUCCUGUAUCCUACUGACUAUCUAACAAUCAGCAAUACUUCUACUUUUAAUAAUGUUAAAGUAUCAUUCCCGUCCACACUGGAGUUUGGAUCAGAUUGUUUCAAGUGUGCAUAUAUUCAGACUAAAGGGUAUAUCACUCUUGAUGGUGUAUUUUUCAUUGAUCUAUAUUUUGAUCGUGAUAUAGAUUUAAUAGGGAGAGGUGAAGUACGUUAUGCUAUUAUAACUCCAACAACAAAUCUUUCAUUGUGCAAUCAAGUCAAUGAUUACUUAUCUAAUUCAACUGGUAGUAGUGUAUCUGUUAAAUGGAUACUGUGGGCCUACUGGUAUGAUCUAUGUCCAUAUACAGAUAAUGAUUGCAACCACACUGAGUCUAAUCAUUUUCAGGUUGUAUUAGCUCAUCAAAGUAAUGCCUCAUAUGCUGUGUUUAUAUACAAGUGUGGACUCAUACGAUGGACAACUGGAGCUUUUUUUGGCAUUAUUUAUGACUUUGGUAGAGAUACUCAUCCACUAGCUAAUACUAGUAAUGAUACUAACAUAGACUGCUAUGAUGCAGUAUCAGGAUGGACUAAUAUUGUAUACAGACUAAAUCAAGCUAUAGAGAAGUUUGAAUUCCUAUCCAUUACACCUCACAGUAUUACAGUAUCAUGGAAACUCAGCAUUCCAGCUAUUAACAGUACACUUAUUCUGAGUAUCACUGAUCUUCUUCAAACAGUUAAUGAUACAAUUAAUGUUACUGGACAUAAUGUAUAUACCUAUACUGAUGAAAUAAACCUUUGCAAUGUUUUUUAUACUUUCAAACUGACUCUACCAAAAGCAAAAACUGAUUGCAAUGAAGACAUAAAAUUAAUAUCAACAGCAUUGACACCAAAGCCUGACAAUGUAUCUGCAUUAUAUCUAACCAAUGAAACAUUAAUAAUAAGAUUUCAAAUACAUCAGUGCUUUAUGAAUGAAAUGCAACUAUUUUUGGUUGGAGCUAAUACUUUAAAUACAUUAGGUCCAUUGGAUAUUAAUAGCCUGCAAUACAUUGAUGGGUUUUAUAUUAUACACUGGAAUAUAAAACUAAAUGAUCAUUCAUUGUAUUACCUAACAGUAUCAGCAAUUGGUACAUAUGGAACUAGUAGCUCUAAUGUUACUAAAAUAAAUACAUAUAAUGUACAGGAUAUAAUAAUAGAGAGGAAUGAAGAUAUUGUCUGUUUUAUUUGUGUUACUGAAAAGCUUAAUGAAUGUCAAGUAAUAACAGGGUCAACAACAACAACACUGAUACCACAAUCAAUACAAACUAAUGGAACAUGUUAUUUAUUUACUGAUAAUGGAACAUACACUGUAUAUGCACAUGAUAUUGAGAAUGGAAUAAAGAUACUGACACCAGCAAUAGUUAUUGAAUACACAGUUGACUGGAUUGAACCAACACAAACUGCUACUGACAAUAUUGACCAUCAAAGUCAAUCACAGAUCAUUAUUAUAAUACUGGGAGAUCUCCUUGGACUCACAGCAUUUGCUAUUCUCAUACUAUCACUAGCAAUGAUUAUAAUACUGAGGAAAAAAGGUAAAGCAAGAUCUAACAACUCUAUAUCUAAUCAUACUCCAGAGGCUUAUGAGAUCCCAGUUACCACAAAAAAGAAUUUGUCAUUUGAAAUGAUAAGCAAUGAAAUACCAUCAACUAAUAAAAACUACUAUGAAACUGUUGUUAACAGUACAACAACAUAUGAUGUUCCAAGGCCACAAGCUUCACAGAGUUGAACAUUUUAAGUGAUACUCUACUAAUUAAUACAAUAAGACAUUUACAAUAUUUUAGAGUAUCCUAAAAGUACAAUGUAUAUGUGUGUAUAUAUUAGUGA